Molecule: messenger RNA, 10643 nt
Organism: Magallana angulata
Lineage: Eukaryota; Metazoa; Mollusca; Bivalvia; Ostreida; Ostreidae
Exons: 12
Coding region: 32-1882 (616 amino acids)
Source: RefSeq, a predicted model, not a curated record
UAGAUUUUAGUUUUUUAAGGACUCUUAUUAAAUGCUACAUUGGUUUGAUAAACCCCAUUUGACAAAUAUGACUGCAAUUUUAAAAAUCAUAUUUGUUCUUCUCUCAAUAAACGGCUCUGUAGCAGGACUUUAUGAGCUUUUUACACCGGAGUCACGAUUAUCUGGAUUUAUCAUGGAAAAGAUUUCUCCGAUUGGAAUGGUCAUGUGUGUUAGAGAAUGUUCGAAAAGACGUUUGUGUGCUUCGCUAAAUUUCAACCGAAAACGAUUAGAAUGUGAGUUGUCACAUAGUGACGUCUCAACAAACCCGUCUAGCAUGGCGUCUGAUCCUGACUUUAUCUACAUUGGAAGGAAUGAAAUUCCACAGGAGUAUUUUGACUCAAAAACUGCGUCCUGUCCAGCUAGAAGUAGUUCUGUCAGCACAGCAACUGGACCUAAAUGCAUCAAAUCAGAUUGUCCUAUUGAUCACCCUGACACCUAUUCCACUGGGGUCAAGGUCACAUCCACCAAGGUCGGAACUGUCCUAAAUUACACGUGCAACUCGGAUACUUCAGUUGUCUUGACCUCUAAAUGCAGAGGGAAUGGAACUUGGACAUCUUCUGCUUCUUUAUGCCUAGAUAUACCUGAUUGCUUCAAAACACCGGCUUCAUGUUGGGUCCAGUAUAACUUCACAUACGACAACACGUGGGACGGAUGUACCGGGGGAACCCGUUAUGUCCGGAGAACUCAGUAUCCUUCCACCCCGUAUGUGGGCGUGGUCCUGUGUAGUCCUACCAGGUACAAGAUAUUUUUGGGAUCCGCUUUUACGGAUAAGUUUCUUAGCGUUGGUGAUGGUAAUGGUUCAGGGGCGGAUCACUGUGAACUUGUGGGCGGAUACCAAACAGAGGCUAUAAUGGCAAAUGAUUAUUCAACAGCUCCAAUUGUUACGGGAUAUAAGCGUUCUACCUGGGGUGAACCUUUCACGGUUGGAACCAUUGGUAAAUCGACAUCUUAUAAGUGCAAUUCAUGGUACGAAUGUGGAAUUACUAUUCCAACACAGCCAGAACCUCCCUGUUUCAACACUUCGACAUCUUGUUGGUAUAAGUAUAGCUUUGUUCAUGAUACUGCGUGGAACGGAUGUACAGGCGGGAAGAGAUACGUCAUGAAGACCAAAUUUACUUCCGCUCCUAUUGUCGCAGUAGAACUUUGUAGUCCAACAAGGUACCAGAUUUUUCUUGGAGGAAAUUUAACAGAUAAAUUUCUUAACAUUGGUGAUGGUGAGGGCACGGCGGGGGCUGACCACUGUGAAUUGGUUGGGGGACAAGAGAUUGAUGCAGUUCUCCCUGGGACAUACAGCGGCGCACCUGCAUUGACAGGCUAUGCAAGACUAUCUGUGGGCAAUGAAUUCAGCAUACAAACUAUUGGAGGGAACACUGGUUGGUGCAGUGAACCAUGGUACGAGUGUGGGGUGCAGAUACCUUGGCCUCACGAACCAGCUUGUAUGAGCGCCACGCCCCCUUGUUGGUACUCCCUCAACGUAUCAUUGGACAACACUCCUAGUCCUUGUACAGGCGGACAGAUACUUGUCAAGAGAACGAACUACACAACGGCUCCCUAUCUCGCCGUGCAGCUGUGCAAUAGUACCAGAUACAAGUUAUUCCUCGGUUCGAGCUUAGGUGCUACAUUCAAAAGCAUUAGAGACGCUGAUGGGCUGGGCGAAGAUCAUUGUGAACUCGUUGGCGGAUCUGAAGCUAAUGCAGUCGCAGAAGAAUACAAUAUGUCUCCGAAUGUUAAAGGCUAUUACAGGUUGUCUGCGGGCGAGAGUUUUGAGUAUAGAUCGAUAGUUCAUUAUACCUAUUCUUUAGAGUGUGGAGUAACUAUUCCCGGGACAUACACUGUGGUAUAGAUUUCAUGUUUAGAUCAAUGACACGUUAAUCUCUAUGAUAACAAAGAAUUAAUAUGUUGGAUGUGCAAUGUACGGAUCUGUUUUACUUUUUCUUGUGUAAAUCGGGUAAACUUCUCAACCAGGGCAGUGCUAUACUCAGCACUUAAUUCAAUUACCGAACGCUUAGUUUUAAAUGAGUUACAAUCAAACAGUUGAUAGACAUAAGCUAAUUAUGUUCACAUUCUGAUUUUUAUUCUGUAAUCGCCUUAUCAGCAAUAUACACUUCAUAUGCAAUUGACAAUUAAGAUUUUGCAAUUCGUGUUUUUGUCAAUUUGGAUCGUUUUUUUUAGUUUUGUUAAAUAUUCAAAUUAUAACCUUAAAAAUGAAAUUAUUCUUUACAUAAUAAUAUAGUUUAUUGCCAAACAUCAUAUUUAGAAUUUGAAGGUAGAUCAGAUGGGUAAUUUGUUCAGCAUUCAGCAUCUUUAAUUUUUUCACACUAAAGGCGUUGAGGUGAGAUAUGUAUAGGACUUUAUUUGCACUACGCAAUGUUUUUAUACCCCCAUGAACCACCCAAGAAAGAUUUUUAUUGUUUUCUACGCUUCACAGAUUUUCCCUUAUGUAUAGAUGCGCUUUUAAUAGAGUAACUGUUUAAAGGAGUGGGAUGGCUUUGGAAAAUUAGACAGAACUUUUUUCUAGAGUCAUAGUUUUUAUGUACCACUAGAUUCAACAUAUGCAUGCCGAGACUUGAUUCAGUAAGAUAAACAGAAUUUGAAAAAAGGAGAUAAAGUUUUGUCACAGUAAUGCCCUUUUUUUCAAUGUACCACACUUUCUCUACAUAACAUUUUUCCUUAGGCUGGAUAGGCAACGAUCAUGGAAAAGAGUGCCCUUACCCUGUGUUUGAUGGUCUUCAACCCCCCCCCCCCCCUUCCUCCAAUCCACCUCUUGGUAUUCCUUUCAUAUGGUCUUAAAAAGCAUUUUAACAUAUUAAGAUAUAAUAGUGUGGGCUGUCCUAUGAAUACAUAUAAUUCGUAUCUUCAAAAGCUAUAUAUUAAUCUUAAUACAUUAACAGUAAAAUCAUUUGUUACAAUAAAAGUUGAAUUUUUUUAAACCGAAAAAUGUGGAUCCGCUUUAUUUACUAUAUUUGAAUUGUCAUAUGGUUUUGAUAGUUCUUGGCAUUUCAGAAUCAUCUUAGUUGAAAAUGGGGUCAUUUUGUGAUUCCAGUGCUUGUGAUGUACAAUAUGUAUAUGACUUGUCAAUCGGUUACGAAAAUAGUCAAGUCAAAGUAAUUAUCAAAAGUAUAACAACUACCAUUAUCGUUAUUUGUAGUAGGUAUAUUGUGUACUACAAUGCUUUUAGUUUGCUUAUUGAUUACUUCGAACGUAAAAAAAAAUUAAAAUAAAUACACUGAAUUUAAAUCGCAGAGUAUCAAAAAAUAAUAAUUUGUAAUUUAUGUAUUUUUUAUCACAUAUUAUUUGCAUUGUUUUACUUUAAUUUAGUUUAUUACAGACAAACUAUAUGAUAUGAAUUAAAUUUUGCUCCCAUAAUUCGCCAUUUUUUUAGUGUUUCGGGUACAAUAAAAUAUUAUGUUAAUUUUUUAGAAGAGAUGAUGUUAAAUAUAUUUUUCACCUAUUAAUUUGAUUUAUUUGCACUCGCAGUAUAUGACGGUAUAAGUGUCGCUAUUUCAAUAACUCAAUCAAAAUCACCCCAAAAUGGAUAUUUUUCUUGACACCUUGAAGAAUUGACAUCUUUUUAUGAAUUUGAAAUAUAUAGCGCAUGCUUGAACAAGAAAAAAUAUUUGUCACCUUUUAUUGUUUGUUUGUUGAAGCAUGAAUGAAAAACUGCUUGAAAACAUGUUGUUUAAUGCUAAAAAUGCAAAAUGGCCGAAAAGGUUGUCUUUACGAUGUCGUAUUUUUAAAUUGUGGGCAUUCGAAUCAAAAUGAACAUUAUGUAAAAACAUCACAUAUAUAUAUUUGUACAAAGAAAACAAAGAAUGACAGUAAAAUGAUGAGGUUCAUUUAAGGGGGCCAUUUUAGGCCAAUGUCAUUUAUAGUCCUUCAUGCUAAUUUUCUUAUUCGGAUUUCCAUUUUUAGCUCACCUAAGCUGAAAGCUCAAGUGACCUUUUCUGAUCACAUUUUGUCCGUCGUCCGUCUGUCCGUCCGUCUGUCCGUCUGUAAACUUUUCACAUUUUGAACUUCUUCUCUAAGACCACUUAUCCAAUUACAACUAAAUUUGGCACAAAGCAUCCUUGUGGAAAGAUGAAUAAAAAUUGCAGAAAUGAAAAGCCAGUUUUGAUCCAAAGCGGAGAAAUCCUCGAAACUGUAAAAAAAAAAAAAAAGGGGGGGGUGAAUUUAAAAAAAAAUUCUUCUCAAGAACUACUGAGUUAAAUUCAACGCAAUUUAGCAUAAAUGAUCCUUAUGGAAAGGAAAAUAUAAAUUGCAAAUAUUAAGUGCUAAUUCUUUUUCAUUUUUGAGCUAAUUACGAAAAUAAUAGUAAUCAUUUUACAUAUUCGGGUUCAUUAUUGGGACGUACUAAAGACGGAAUACACUAAUGACAGGUCAAUGCAAAUUUUCAGGUCUUUUGUUUUCCUGCGUAAAUAACUGAUCAGUAUGAUAUAUUUUGACACAUAUAUAUACUUGGAAAUAAAAUAAAAUUAAAAAAAACCCAUAAAGUCAUUUCAUUUGACCAAAAGUUAAAAAAGUGUCAUUUAUAUAAAAUUUCAGGUCUUUAAUGUCGUUCGUAUUUCAGGUCUUUAGUACGUUCCUUCCCUAGAAAAUAGGCUUCUUUGUUUAAAGCGGCCAUUUUAGACUAAAUCUAACGAAGCAAAGAUCAUUUGUUUGUUGUGAAACAGUUCACGUGCAAAGGUAAUCUGUGAAACUAGCAAUAUAGAUUUGUGCCGAUUUUGUAAAGUAAAUUGAGGUUUAAUAAUUAAAUGCGUUGACAUUUUCACUUAUUACGGUGGUUUUUGUUUUGAAUUUUGUUUCAUUGUCAUUUGGGAACUUAUCGCCUAUAUUUUAAACAUUUUACGUAUGAGAUCAAACAUAGAUUUCGGUUAACCAUGCAGCUGAUUGUUCUGCGCAAACAAGCAAAGUCUAAUGCAUCAACGCAAUAAUAAAAGACAAUAUAUGCAAUCGGUAAAUCGCUAUGAUCUCUGCGCAGUAGUUUAUUUAUGCAUUUUUUGGAGGCUAUUCAGUGAAAACAGACAUUAUUUUUGCUGAUGGAAAUAUAUAGAUGUAUAUGUAUGCUUUGAAAAUAAAUUUAGCUCUUUCUUUGUUUCAGUGCAUUUUACCUUUGUUUUCAUUGUUUACAAAUUUAUAUUUACUCACCAUAUUUGACAGUCAAGCUUUGAGUUACUGUAUAAGCAAGAUACAGAGCUUUUCUCACAAUUCUAUGUUUGUACACAGAACUGAUGAAAUGUGUUUUUUUGGUUUAUAAAAUACUGAUGGAAAAUACCAAGUUCAAAAAUCUUGAAUGUAAUAAACUCAUGUGAACAAAAACAUGACUCAAACUUAGCAUAAUUUUGAGGUCUUUGUCUUGCUGAUAAUUCUAAGACUGAUGUUAAAAUUUUAGUUGAUCAUUACUGGCGUGUGACCAGUUCUCGCCGAGUACCAUUUCUCGCCAGUACAUUGUGACGUCAUUUUAUCAACCCCCCCCCCCCCCCAGGAAGUGGAAGUGGAAAUGACCAUUUAUCUCAGAAACUCUUACAAUUCUGACCCCUAAACUAUAUACAUUAUUGUUCCAUGUGUUAAGGGGCAUCAAAUCGUAUGUAGGUAAUGGGCCCUGGGAGUGGUCCUGAAACAGGAAGUGCCCAAAUAUCUUGAAAACGGUCAAGAUCCCCACCCCUAAACCAUAGAUAUUAUUGUUCCUUGUGUUAAGGGAAAUCACAUGGUAUGUAGGUUAUGAGCCCCAGGGGUGGUCCUGACCCCCCUCAAACAGGAAGUGCUCAAAUAACUUGAAAACGGUUAAGAUCCCCACACCUAAACCAUAUAUAUUCUUAUUCCUUGUGACAAGGGGCAUCAAAUGGUAUGUAGGUCAUUGGCCCCGGGGGUGGUCCUGACGCCCCUCAAACUGGAAGUGCCCAAAUAUCUUGAAAACGGUUUAGAUCCCCACUCCUAAACCAUAUAUAUUCUUGUUCCUUGUGUCAAGGGGCAUCAAAUAAUGAUAAAGUUUGACCCAACUCCAAAUGAUGGCCUCGUUCCUCUGGGAGACUUUAUAAUUGCCCCGAGUAUAAUUACAUCUUGUUAUUUUUAGUAUGUAUAUCUAUCAUUUAAAUCUAAGUUUUCAAUGACUGAGCCAAUUUAGUGCAGAGUAUAGGACUGCCUGAAAAUAAAAUAAAAUACGUCGGGGCAGGCCACUUUCAAUGGGCAAGCGGGAAGGAGAAUCUAAAGAUUAAUUUUAGGUUGCCAUAUUGUAAAUGGUUUUCACGAUAAAACUGUUAAAGAUAUCGACAUAUAGUGGGAACUUCAGAUACAUAGAUUGUGUAAUGGGCAAUAUAUUGCACCCCCCAUCCCCAAACUAGAUAUCAUGACCCCCGGGGGUAUGGUGGGACCACAAUGGGGGGGGGGGGGUCGAAGUUUUACAUAUGAAUAAUUAUUAGAGUAAAUCUUUAAAAAUCGUCUUCUCAGAUACAAAUCAGCCAGGAAAGCUGAAACUUUCGUAGACGCAUCCUUAGGAAGUGUAAAUUCAAAGUUGUGAAAAUCAUGACCUCUGGGGGUAGGGUGGGGCAAAAUGGAGGGUUGAAGUUUUACAUAGGAAUAUAUAGAGUAAAUCUUUAAAAAUCUUCUUCUCAGAAACUAAUCAGACAGAUGAUUCUUUUCACUAGUAAUUGUUAAAACAUUGGCUCCAGGACGAUUCUUCGACCUCACAAGAAGGUUCAAAGUUUGAUGUAGCUUUAUAUUCCAUAUAUAAACAAUUGUUAAGGAUCUCUUUGAGAACUGCAAUACUCAACAUGUGAUAUGACUUUAAAAUCAUCCUGUUAGAAAAGGGACUAAUGAUUAUAAAAAAAAGAAUAUCGAGGGGGAAAAAUGUAUCUUAUUUAUACAGGAUCUACAUGUACUAUUGUGCAUUGGCCAGACAGUUUGAUUUAUGACUCCAUUAAACUGAUUUUAUCAUACCUAUUGUUCCUCAGGUGAGCAAUGUGCCCCAUGGGCCUCUUGUUUUAAAAAUGAUGUUUGAUCGAAGAAAUUACUUUAUAAUGUUUUAAGAUAACAUGAACAAAACAAAAAUGUUUUUCAUUUUCAUAAUUUCAAAUAUCUAAAAAAAGAAAUACAAUGGAAAAAAUGUUCAAAAUUCGUCUGAUUUUUUUUUUCGUGCACUUAAAAUAGUUCAAAUUAAAUGAAAAUAGUCAAUGAAGUUAAUUCACAUUUCAAUUAACGAACAGAUGAUAUUACCUGUAAAGACUUAUAUACUUAGUAGAUAUAAGGGUGAAAAUCAUCUCACUAAUUUUGGACCAUAAAUAUAAUAUAGUGACGCCCAUCAAUGUUAUAUGUGCAUAACUUAAUAUAUAUAAUAAAUGAAAAUAUAUUUGAACAUGAAACACAUAAUUUAACCAUGAAAAGAGUUGCAAUGAAAAAUGGAUAAAACACAUUUUUACAAAACUGGGGAACAAAAUGAUUUUGAAGAUACAAUGAACAAAAUAUUAUAUUCUAGAUUCAUCACUUCCUCUGAUUUAAUUUGCCCCUGAGUAAUUGUAUCCUCGAUUAAUAGUAAAGUCAUCGCCAUUAUAAACGUCUUCGGUUUCCUUACCCUGUGUUAUAUUCUUCUAGUUCAUCAGAAGAAUUGUCAUCUGCUGUGUUUUCCUCGCACGGAGCAAUCUAAGGAAAAUCCUUUUCAAGUUCUACUUUCUUGAUAAAAUUUUGGAGCUUGCAGUGAUUUUUAUAAAGCCUCUUCUUCAUCUUUUAACAUUUGUUUUCAUUUUUGGCGCCUUUCGUGGUUUUUGUUGUUGUUGUUGUUGCUUUCUCCACUUUGCCACCUUUUACGGAUCACCAUUAGGUUUCCUUCAUCUUGGCUUGUCUGUGUGUUAUCCUGGUUCUCUUCCAUCGAGUCACCUAAAGACAUCAUUUCACGACGUUUGUUCAUUCAUUUCAUCCUUCUCUGACGCUUUAUUGUCAACUUCUUUAGUUUAUUGGGCAUUCAUUUGUUCUCUUUUAUAGCGUCUUCAUCAUUGUCUUUGAUAUCAUCAGCAUCAUCUAUUGUUGCUGCAGGGAUAUUCAAAAUCAAAACAAAGGUCUGAGCACAAGCUCUAGCUAGUUUGUGUAAAUAAACUAAUUUGAAAAAAAUGGACUUAUUUAAUUUUUACAAUUCUUAUUCUGGUAACAACCCCAUCCCCCACCCCAAUAAAAAACAAAAAAAGCAACAACAAAAAAACGAAACAAGAAAGAAAAAAAACAAAUUAAAAAAAGGCAAAAGAACGUUUUGUUUUUUAAGUUAUAACUUUUUAAUUUUUGCAUACAAUGUACCUAUAGAAACAACCGACGCAAAUAUGUCAGGCAUAUAGUGCAUAUUUUUUACUUAUAUUUAUAUAAUUUUCAGCAAUUGUACAGUUAGAUUCCAUAUCAUAAUAGUCAUUGAAAAACUAUACGUUUCAAAAUAUAUCCGUAGUGUUAUCACAGAUGAUGGCAGUGGUAAAUGUAAAAAAAGAUAUACAUUGUGUCUACAACACCAGUUAUAUUAUCUAAUUGCUGAAAAUUAUAAAAAUAUAAGUCUUAAGGAACCAUUCUUUGGAUAUCAUAAAGUGAUCAAAUACGUACGGUUGGAUGUGUUUAAAUCUAUAAUGAAUCCCUUCGGUCUUUAUUUGAUUUGAUCACCCCUGACCGUAUACCUUAUACAAUUCAGAAAAUGAUUUCUUAUUUCUUAAAUACAUACUUUUAAUUAUUACCAUUGCUACUAUCAUGUCAUUUACUUCCGGUUUUACUCUAAACCGUAUUAGCCGCAAUUUGUAAAUAUUAAUAAUUCUACAUAGUUUAAAAUAAGUUUCCGCAUAGGAACUAAAUACAUCUGGCAAAGUUUUGCAAACAAACAAAGUGAUAGUUUUCCUUUGGUUCAUUUGAAAUUUUACAAUGAAGUUUGAAAAAUAUUAAAGAGAAUACAGCUAUAUAUAGUACGGGGGGAAACCUUCGAUUCCGUACACAAGUUGUUUCAAAUGCGAAGGAAUUAUAAAACAAAAUCAUAAUCUAGGAGGGAGCGGGGUUAAGAUAAAAGCAAGUUAAGAGAGGGUUAUUUUAAUCAUUUUUUUUUUCAAUUUACAUGUAUUAUGCAUGUUUAGAAAUGUAUUCGUUUGUGCAAUAAAUAGUUUUCUUGGAAUUUACAGAUAGACAUAUAGUAGUGAAUCUCUAUAUAAAGAAGCCCAAAAUCUAGGUCAUAGGUUUACCAUUGAUACAUAAAAAAAGUAUUACCUUCAUCUUGGUCACAGAUACUCGAGAUAGGCCCUAACCUCCAAAAAGAUUUUAUUUUAAUUAAUUGGAAAAUCAGAUAAAGUUUGUAAGUCAAAAUUAACUCAUUUAUCAUCUGUACAUGUACAUGUAUUAGGAAAAACCAAAAUGUUAGUUUUGAUACCAAUAGUUUUUAUAAUCUAAUAAUAUGUUUAAUUGAGACAAAAUGCUAAAAAAGUGCAUGUUUAACUUAAAAUUUGGCUGUCAUGUAACAAAGAAAUCAUAAGAUGCACCUCACGGGGAACAUGGCUCAUUGUACGUUCUGUCAUGACCCCUAACCUCCGGUUCGUACACUAUACAAAUAACAUCAGACCUUAACCCUUCGUUUCGUGCACUAUGAAAUAAAACCUGAACCCUACCCUUCGGUUUGUGCAUUAUAAAAUAUCACCUGAACCCUACCUUCUGGAUCGUGUACUAUAAAAUAACACCUGAACCCUAUACUCCUGUCCGUGCACUAUAAAAUAACACUUAAACCCUACUCUUCGGUUCGUGCACUAUAAAAUAACACCUGAGCCAUACCCUCUGGAUCCUGCACUAUAAAAUAACACCUAAACCCUACCCUUCGGUUUGUGCACUAUAAAAUAACACCUAAGGUACUGUGCACUUCUAUCACAGGUAUGUCUAUUUGUUUUUUUAAAAAAUCGCCCAAAUGUGCUGCAUAAAUAUAUUGGGACAUGCUAGUUAAAACGGUACUUUUUCUUGCGUAAACCGAUGUCUAAUUAUACCUGAGCUACUGGUAUAUGAAACAGUACAUGAUCUAUUGAUUUUUAACUGUUUGUGUCUCUGAAAAUAAUUGUCGGUUAUUAUUUCACAUUAAGAAAAUCGUGGAAAUGAUUUUAUUGUACGAAUUUUUCAUUAUUAAGAGUGACAAUUUAGAUUCUUUUUUUCCCUCUUACUUCAUAGGUUUAAACAAUCGUGAUUUAUAUUUUCACUAUAAUUUUGAAAUAGUGAAAAUUUUAUUCACCUAAAUUUUAAAUACUGUUGUAGGUUCUGAAUCGCAGAAAAAUAUGACGUGGAAAAAAACUGAUUAACCGUACAUAAUUAUAAAUUUGCCUACGUACUUUUCAAUUAUGAAAAUAUAUUCCAUUAGUACAUCUUCAGGCAACAUUUUUCUGCCACCUUUUUCACACUGUUUUGUUUUUAGAUACUGGAUUGUCUAAUUUGAAUAUAAAUGUAGUUGGAUACAGUGUGAAGAUCAAUUCAUUAUGAUUUUAUAAUUGAUGUAUUCUGUGAGGUAAUCUCAUGCGCGGAUCUAGGGUGAGGUGGUUCCUAAAAUUUAAAAUUUCUUAAAUAUACAUUGUGAAAUUUUAAAUUUUUUAAAUAUACAUUGUAAAAUUACCAUACAUAUGCCUCAA